UACAUGUGUACAGCACAGAACCAGAACAGGAAUCUGACGGUGGACGUAGAAGUGAAAUUGCGACCUCAGAUCCUAAAUGGGUCUAGCUGUAAGUCUCAGCAGGACGUCCUGACCUGUGUGUGCAUCAGUCAAGGCUUCCCUUCACCCACAAUUACAUGGGAACUGUUGCAGAAUCCCGUCAACUACUCCAUCAGCACCGUUGUACUAAACCACACAGUCACAAGCACCGUCUCCAUAAACAUGAAAGGCGUCUCCAAUAUUUCUGCUGUUUGCAUCAGCAGUAAUACAAACGGGAAAACAAGCAGCAAUCUUUCUAUAACUGAGGUGGAAGGUGAAGGGUACAACACAAACUAUCUAUGGACUUUCACACAGAUGGGUAUAAUAAUUCCCUUUCUGAUCGGGGUGUUAGUUUCAGCGUCUAUUUUCUGCUUGUUGUGGUUGUGCUGCAGGAAAAAGCAUAAGUCUCAUAGAAGUACGUCUGAGACUCUAGAGAUGGUUAUGACUCAAGAGACAAACGGUGGUCAAACAGUGGAUUAUGAGCCAAUUCUGGUCGGAGGGACAGCUGGAGGAUCCAAUGACUCAGAAGCUGGAACAUCAGAUAUAGAAUAUUCUGAUAUUCAUUUGUUGAUCAAACAAGACACUGCAAGCCCUUCAGAGAACAAACCAAUGAAAGAAGUCACAGAGUAUGCUAAGAUUAAGAAAAAAAGAGAAACCAAGAUGGAAGAGGGAGAAGGGCAAGAAGAAGAGGAGGAGAUGAAGCUUGCCUCUGUGCCAGAGGCUGAGGAGAGCGAGACUGUGGCAGUGUAUUCUAAUGUGACAAACAUGAAGGAUCAAAUGUAAGAAUCAUUAACUUUAGCAGAUUGAAGAUGAAAACAUCAUUGGAGUUGACUGUAUUUAGGCAUCUUGAACACGAAGCAAAACUUCUAGAAUGAAAAAAGAGAGAAAUAUAUUCACAAUCCAAACUGAUGGAUGUUUAAGUUUAGCAAGAAACCACUGUGCUGAAAGAUGGGAAAGUGGCUUCUGGUAAAGCAAGCAGGUGUCAGAUGUGUUUUGCAUGUGGAGUUUCUCUUAAGGAACAAAGUGAAACUGGGCUGAGUUUGUUAAAAGGUUUUUGAACAGCAGUGCAUGUCCCCAUAACAUUGUUCCUCUUUAUUGUAUGACUGAAAAAAGCUUUUUUUUUUUCUUCAGUUUGUUUGUCUUAGCUAAACGAAACGACUGCUUAUAAUUACUCAGGUUUAAACACUGUAGCAGAAAUUUAAAUUCUGUUGGAGAAUAAUCCAGCAGAAAUAUUUUGUACAAAGAAAAUACAUUUUAAGUUCUUUAUAUUUUMCCUUACUCUMCCAGCCAUAUUACACUGACGGUACACUGCUGCAUAGGUUGGGAGUCAACACGUUCUUGCAGUACCUAUGUGCAGAGUAGUGUAGCUAGAACUCAUUACGAUUGAGUGACUGUGUGAUACCAUGAAACCAAUACUUAUCCUAACCGUUUACUGUGAAAGAAACUUGGCUAUUAGACAUGCUGGUAAUUUGUAAAUAAAUACCAUGUUGCCUUAAAUUUGUGCUUACCAGUGAGAAUUUGUAGUACACAAGUAUCUGCAACCUGCUGAGAGAAUGCCUUGGUUUGCACAAUACAUCACAUUUCAUCAGUCGGUUCAUGCAUAAAGAGUGCUUUGCAUAAAUGUUAUUGUACAUGGUAAUGUAAAAUUUGCAAACUUCAUUUAUUUUAUUAGGACUGUUUAGUAAUAGACAAGCAAGAAGUAUUAAACUUAUUUGUGACGUGGAAAGAAAUGACACAAAUAAAAUGUCUGAAAAUGUU
Molecule: messenger RNA, 1815 nt
Organism: Poecilia reticulata (guppy)
Lineage: Eukaryota; Metazoa; Chordata; Actinopteri; Cyprinodontiformes; Poeciliidae
Source: RefSeq, a predicted model, not a curated record